Nilaparvata lugens (brown planthopper) is the source of this 2371-nucleotide messenger RNA. RefSeq names its product solute carrier family 2, facilitated glucose transporter member 1. The transcript is spliced from 4 exons. Lineage: Eukaryota; Metazoa; Arthropoda; Insecta; Hemiptera; Delphacidae. Gene Ontology annotation, biological process: monosaccharide transmembrane transport. Gene Ontology annotation, cellular component: membrane. The coding region runs from base 244 to 1641 and encodes 465 amino acids. The record is from RefSeq and is a predicted model, not a curated record. Gene Ontology annotation, molecular function: hexose transmembrane transporter activity.
AAUUCAAUUCUGAACUAGCCGUGUGUAAAAGCAAGUUCGCAAACACAGAUGACUUUCUUUCAAAAACAAGAUAAUCAUUCAACUUCUAAAAAUAAGGUUAAUAACCUAUAAUAUUUUGCCAUAAUUUGUAAGCUACAUGAGAAAGAGCUAGAAAUAGUAUUGGGAAAUACAAAACACUGAUAAUUGUUCAACAGAAAUGCAAUAAAUUACAGGAGAUCGGUAAACACAUAACGAGGCACCCCAAUGAUCUCGAACAACGAGGUGCGAGCUGUGUUAGCGUCGGUGGUAGGAACCUCGUUCCUGCGAGGCUACAUGCGGGGAGUCAUGUGUGAUCCCCGUCUCGCCCUCUUCCAGUGGAUAACCGGAGUGCAGCCAACAAACAUGGGGCUCAUGAAGUUCAUAAUGUCGGAGGAUGUGCAGUCAGUAUGGAUGUCGGUGAUAGCUGUUGACUCCCUGUCCAACAUGGGGGGUGCUCUUAUAUUCCCCUCGCUCGCCAAGAAGUUUGGAAGAAGGGGUGCCAUGCUGGUUGGGUCCUAUACUAUCAUAUUUGCGUCUCUGCUCUGUGGGUAUUCACUGCUGUUCAAUUCGAAACUCAUGUUUUACUUUGGUCUCUUCAUCUUCGGCUUCAACAACGGUAUGUUCAGCGGCCUAGCCCCCGCCUACCUGUUGGAGAUCUCCAGGCGUGAUAGACGGGGCGUGGUCACGUGCACCUACGAGCUGGCUCACUCCAUUGGCUUCGUCGUGGCUCACGUGAUUAGCGUGAAGAUAGCCGAUCAUGACCGCUCAGCGUGGCCAUUCGCCAUUUCGCUGGUGAUAUUCGCGUGGAUCAUCAGUGUCUAUCUGCUGCCCACCUGCCCAAGGUCACCGCGCAUGCUCUACUCCAUCAAGCUGAGGACGUUUGAGGCUAAGAAGGCACUCGAAUGGCUGCGAAACUCAGACUGCAUCAACGACGAACUCCAAGAACUGCACGACGAAUACGUCUGCAACCGCGUCCUCUUCAAGAACUUCACGUGGAAGGACGUGUUCGUCGUGAAAAUCUUCAGGAAGUGUAUGUUCGUUUCGAUCCUUGUGACCUUCAGCCGUCAGCUGUGUGGCAUGGACCUGAUCGACACCACGCCUCACUUCAUCCUCACCACAAACGGCUACAAUUUCAACGAAAUGCCCGAAAUCAUCCUAGGAAUGCAACUGUCAAAAGUCGCCAUGAACAUAGUUGCCAUGUGUUUAGUCGAGGGAAAACUGGGGAGAAGAAACCUGAUCCUUAUCAGCAUCAUUGGUUGUGCCAUGGCAUUCUUCGCGUACCUCAUCGAACGGUUAAGUAAUCAUUCCUACGGGUUCCUCGCCCUUCUACCUCAAUACUGCCUAUGUAUGUCUUACGGUCUCGGUUUAGGCCCGGUGACCCGUUUUGUGCCCUUUGAACUUUUUCCAGUUUUCGCAUCCCUGAGGGCUUCGUCCUUCGCGCUAGCCAUGGGGGAACUGCUCAGGUUGCCGGCGUUCCUGGGGUUUUUCUGGAUGUUUGGGAGUGUGACUGGUUGGAUCAGUUUCAAUUUUCUCACUUUGAAUCUGGUGUUUUAUUUUCUGUUGAAAACUAACCUGCCUGAGACUAAGAAUAAGUCGUUUUUUGACGUUUAUAAGAGUAUGUGAUUGUAGGUGAUCAAAUAUCAAGGGAUCACCGAAUCACGAAGAAGAAAUAAAAAUGUUCUUGUUUGAAUAACAAUUGGAAUUUAUAGUACGAUUGAAAGCCUGAGACUAGAAACAAGUCAUUUUUGACGUUUAUAAGAGUAUGUGAUUAUGAUAUCAAGAACAAGAAUAUAGUUGUUGAUAGAACAAUAUUAGGAUUGAUUGAAUAAUUAGUAGAGGACUGAGAAUUCUUGUUCUUAUUCAAGAACAAGAAUUGUUUUUCGUAUCACAUUAUGUGAUCAUUGGAUCAAGAACAAGACUAUUGGUGUUGAUAGAGCAAUUAGAAUUAAUUGAACAAUUAGAACAAUAAGAAUUGUUGUUCUUAUUCAUGAACAAGAAUUGAUUGUCGUAACACAUUUGUGAUCAUGGAAUCAAAAAGAAGAAUUUCUCUUUACUGAAAAUCUAAAACAGUCAGAUUGGAAUGAUACUAUGAAGAGAUCACAGAUUUGUAGGGAGUUGAAAUCAUGUUUUGAACCGGUUUUUGGCUUUUAACUAUCCAACUAUGUUUUUGGUCAUGAUUGAACAGAAUUCUGGACAGAACAUUAUUUUUCAGGCAGGUACUUAUCUUUUGCAACUACUUCAAUAAUGUUCACUACAACAACGAUUUCUUGAAGUUUGUAUAGUGGUUAGUUAGUUUAUUACAGUAACGUGGAGAAAGCUUGUACUUCAAAUAAAUGAAGAAAAUUUAUAAUCA